AUGGCUGCAGUAGCACCUACUCAGAGUUUAACCCCAAACGCGCUGGGCAACCCCAAAUCGGCCGCGGUCGUCGCUGAGGCCCGUCGAGCGAAGGCCGCCCGAAGAGCCAAGGCCGAGGCUCUCAAGAAGCAGGCCGAAGCCGCCGCCGCCGAGAAAGAGACGGCCGCGGCCCAGCAAUCAACACGGCGAACCGCCAACGACUCCAGUAAACCCAGCAGGGCCGAGAUCAUCGCGAAGCUUCAACAGAAGAAGCUUCAGGCCCAGGCCCUGGCCUUAGCUCAGGCUCAGGCUCAACUUCAAGCUCAAAUGGCCGGCGCUGCACCGGCCGAGGCCGCCAAGCCUCGCGUCUCGAGGUCAGCGGCCAAGGAGCAGGCGAAGCCUUCGGCCAGGGAGGCAACCAAGCCAGUUGCGAGCGAGGUAUCCAAGCCGGUCUCCAAGGCGCACACAUCAUCUCACUCGCAAUCACACUCCCACCGCCACAAGACUUCAUCCACCGCCAUGAAGGACCACCACUCCUCACACCGAUCAUCCAGGCCAUCAACAAAGAAGACCAUCCACAACAACACCCCGACCACCGGCGCCGACAUCGUCGCGCGCAUCCAAGCCAGGAAGGCGGCCGCGGCCAACCCGCAGCCCACCAAGCCCUCCGUCAACCCAUCACGCGCAUCUGCGCCCGUCAAGACGCCAGCCUCCCAGCACCUCCCCAAGAAAACCCCAGCCCCGGCCUCUGCCCCGGCGCCCGCCAAGAAGGCCCCCGCGCCAGCGGGCAUCCCGGCCCCGCGACCCCUCCGCGACUUCCACGCCCCGGUCGCGCCCGCCCAGGCGCCCAAGCAGAAGACGUACCACCCCAACGCGCUCGUGCCGACCGACGAGCUCGAGGCGCAGCGCAAGCAGACCGACACGCCCAAGAAGAAGACGUACCACCCCAACGCACUGGUCCCAACGCAGGAGAUCGAGGCCCGGAAGCGCGGGCUGGUCGACGGCGUCGGCAACACCGUCGGCGGCGUGGCCAACACCGCGGGCGGACUCGUGGACGGCGUCGGCAAGACUGCCGGAGGUGUCCUCGGCGGCGCGGGCAAGACCGUUGGCGGAGUCGGACAGACUGCCGGCGGCGUUGUCGACGGUGCCGGCAAGACCGUGGGCGGUGUCGUUGACGGAGCCGGCCGGACUGUUGGCGGGCUUGCCGACGGCGUUGGCAAGACCGUUGGCGUCGACGGUCUCGGAAAGACCAUUGGAGGGGCCACGAACGGCGUCUCGAACACCCUCGGCGCCGCGACUGGCGGUCUCGGCAAGACGUUGGGAGACACCACCGGCGCGCUUGGAAGGGGCGAUGUCAUGGGUACCGUCGGCGGUGCCACCAAGGGCGUUGGCGACACUGUUGGCGGUGUCGGCAAGGGAUUGGGUGACACUGUCGGGGGUACUGUUGGAGGCCUUGGUGACACCGUUGGCGGACCCUUGGGUGGCGUCGUUGGUGGUGUUGGCAAGGGUGCUGGCGAUGCUGUUACCGGCAUCACUGGAGGUUUGGGCAAGGGCGUUGGCAAGGUCGGCCAGGGCGACUUGCUCGGCGGUGUUGGUGACGUCGUUGGCGGAGUUGGUGAUGGUGUUGGCGGUCUAUUGGGCGGCGUUCUCGGUGGCUUGGGAGGCGAGCAAAACUCCAAGCAGGGCGGUGGUGGAGGUGGACUCCUCGGAGGCGGCAACGGCGGUCUCCUCGGUGGAGUCCUUGGUGGAGGAGAAGACAACCCGGGACUUCUCGGAGGAAUUCUCGGCGGAGGCAAGGAUAACCCAGGACUGCUCGGCGGACUGCUGGGCGGAGGCCAAGGAGGCGGCGGCCUUCUUGGAGGUGGCGGCGGUGGUAAGAAGGGCGGUGGCGGACUGCUUGGACUGUAA
Colletotrichum chrysophilum is the source of this 1887-nucleotide messenger RNA. RefSeq lists its product as uncharacterized. The record is from RefSeq and is a predicted model, not a curated record. The transcript has 4 exons. NCBI's taxonomy places the organism in Eukaryota, Fungi, Ascomycota, Sordariomycetes, Glomerellales, Glomerellaceae. The coding region runs from base 1 to 1887 and encodes 628 amino acids.